AUGGACGACGCAGAAGAGCCCCCGCCGGAUCCGAUGCCUUCGUUGUAAUUUAUUUUUUCUUUCUUCAAUCGACAAAAUUCAAAAAAACCGUCAGAGAGUAAAAAAGAUAACUCAAUUUUGGAGAGUCAGAAAUAGUUUUGAAUUUAGCGAAAUAUGUUUUGAUACCGACAGAGAUUGCUCGAAAAGAAGAACACGAGAUAGUUGUGAGUUAUAUUGCGGUUUCAAAGAUCAUAUCUAUUGGAAUUUUUUAAACGACUUUAAUCGUCCUCUUCCUAACCGGGAUCUAUUUGAAGAACCAUCAAGCCGAUGAAAAUACCUUUUUUGGAAAAGUAGGAUAAAGAGAGCUUGAAGGAAACUUUCGCACCUUUUUUUUAGGAACUUAAGGUCUUUUAAAGAAUGCUUGGACUGCGCUAAAGAUAAGUUCCUAGGGGUGAUAGAAAAGCUAUGUCGUUGGCGAUAUAUUGACGACCUCGCAAAAGUGCCGUUUUUCUAGCCGUGCCGGUCUUGCAUUUUCAUUUGCGCGAUCUCGCAUUUUCGAAUUUUCAAGCUCUUCAAGGGCUUAAGAAAAACGGGAUAAAUGCGAUGUCGUGCCUGGAAAAAAUUUGAGUUCGGGGUGAGGACGAAGCGUGAUGUUAGCGAUAUCGCCAAUGUGCCGCCAUCUGCCUUGUUUUUCUUUCGCGGAUAGACAGUUAUCUUUAUUAAAGGCCGACGUUUGAGCCAUUCCAAGUGCGGACAUGACUUUUAUGAAUCAAAAAUGAUCCGCGCGAGACCGCCACGUUUUGAAAGCUUCAAGAGUUUUUGCAAUUUCGUUCUAGAAAACUGUGAAAGAAAGGGCUAGUAGCAAAGGUCUUGACGCGUAGUUUGCCCGAAUUUUUUGUAUACGGUCUUUUUUGGGACAAGGGACAAGAUGACGUGGAAAGGAAUAUACAUGAUUUUAGGGAAUGCCAUUGUCUGCUGCAGGACUUGGACUGGCACAAGUUGAUCCUGCUGCUGAACGGACAUCCGGCGGCUCGUGGGACGGCUCUACUGCUCCAAGCCAUUCGACAAGUAUAAUCAUAUCAUUUUCAAAAAAAUUUUCAUCAAUCAAUCAAACAGUUUUUUUUAAACAAUCCAGUUUUUACGAAAUGAGAAUUGGAUCUUUUUUUGACAGGGCAAGGAAUUUUAUUUUCACUUUUUUCAAAAUGAAAAUUGAACAAUUUUCGACGGAACUUUAUUGGUGGUAUGAAAAAAAGACCAGCAAAAAUUUAAAAAGCGACUUUUCCGAUUUUUUCAUAUCGCUAGGGAAAUUUCCAACGGAUCCCUUUCCGACUUUUUCCCGCAUAUUUUUCGGUUUAUAAUAAUCUAUUAACAUUUUUUUUCUAUUUCUUUGUGUUUUAAUCAUGAAUAAACCACCUACUUUAUAUAGAACGAUUCAAAACGAAAAGUUCAUCGACAAAAAAAAUCGGAAAAAGAUUCGGCGGAAAGGUGGCCGUCGGAAAGUUCCCUAGCGAUAUGAGUAAAUCGGAAAAGUCGCCGUUUGAAUUUUCGCUGGUCUUUUUACCACCACUUUAUUGAUAAUCCUGUUACAAGGAUAAUACUUAUUUCGGUUGGAACUUGUGAAAGAACUGACUAGUAUUGUUAGGUAACAACAAAAAAAAAACCAAGGGAGAGUUUAAAGAAAAUAAAAGGGAAGUUUGACAAAUUGGGGAGUUAAAAUAACGCAUUUUUUGAAAUUUAGAAGAAUUUUCGGCUUACUUUGGUUAUUAAACUCGAAGAGGCUUCUGGGAAUUCUUUUGAGAAGACUUUCCACGAAAUAGCAUUUUUUUGGGAUUUUUUUAUCUUGUUCAAAUGUUGUGCGUGAUACAGUAACUUCGCUUUGUUUAAAGCAUCAUUUUCAGAUUUGUAAGAAAUUUUAAGGUUUUUUUCAUGAAAAACGUGAGAAACGAUAUGAUUCAGUUUUUUUGAGCUUUUAAGCUAUGCAAUAUUUCCUUUUUUUCGAAGUUUUUUUAAAAGCUUUGGAAAUACACAGGGCUCAAAACAGGUCAAAAUUUGUAUUUAUUGCCUUGCAAAAAAUAAUAAAUAAUAUUUUUUUCUCGGCGUUUAAAUUUUUUUAUUCAAUCAUGGUCUUUUGAAAAGAUAUUAGUUAAAAACUCGUUGAUUUCAGUUUAAAAAUAAGUUAAGGCAACAGAUUCUAAUCAUUUUCCGAAAAUUUUAUUUUAUUCAAAAAUAGAAAAAUUAGGGCUUUUUGGAAUAUACUUAAAAAUAAUACGAUUCUGAAGUAAAUUGAUAAAAUUGCAGCAAAUGUCUGUGGCCAGCGUCCAAGACUAUGCGAAAAAUGCGCUCGAUUGGAUCAUCGAAAAUGACGUUUUGACACUGAAAAUGAAGAAAAAUGUGAGUUUCUACAGGUUUUCUUGGAAACUCACCGAAAAAUCAAGAAGAAACCCCUUGAAAAUGAGAUUAAUUUGAAAUUAAGUCGGUGGUCCGACGCGUUCUGCAAGCGGAGGGCGUCGACUCCCGUGAACAAAUGGCCCGUCUCAUCAACACAAUGGCGAGCUACCCACGCGGCAGGCAGUAUUUCACCAGUGAGUCUCUUCCCAUCGUAGCCUCGAUAGCUCAGUUGGGAGAGCGUUAGACUGAAGAUCUAAAGGUCACCAGUUCGAUCCUGGUUCGGGGCAUUUCUUUUUUGCCGUUUUUGUUUUUGAUCUUGAUUGUAUUCCAAAUCAUUUGAAGUCUUUACCGAUGCAUGUUUUUGGAUUAGAGAGCUGGAAAAUGGCUUGGGAAGGGUUGAAUCACUUAUAAGGAAAGAUUGCAAAAUAAGAUAUAUUUUUGUGUGAAGUUUAUUUUUAAUUAAAAAGGCUGGAAAAAAUGCUUGCAAGGGGGGUUUUUUUUUAUUGGAUUGGAGCUUGUUUUGAAUAAUUUCUGCUUUUUUUAACAAUGUAAAAUGCUGGAAAAUGAGCCUUUUUUCUGGAAAAAAAAUAAAAUUUCUUCCUCUUGCAGGUUAGUAAGUCAAAGUUAUUGAAUUCACGCGGCUAAAAAUAAAAGAAACAACUGUUUGAUUUUCUUAGAUGCAGUUCCUCAAACUCAGAGAAUUUCAGCUCAUUUUGAGUGUUUUCAAACAUUUUUCCGAUUUAAACGCUGAGAAUAAGUCUAAGAGCUUUCCUCUUUAGUUUUGCGGAAAUUAAAUCAAGCUAUUUUUGCAGCUCAUCUGAAGUCAUUUUUGCCUUGCGUCGUUGCGAUUCUCCGUGGGAAAAGAUUGCCUUCUACGACUCACGAUCAGUUAAUCGCUUGUAUCCAAAAAAUGAGCGUCAGGUUCUCGAAAAACUUGAUUUUGGAGCUAAAAAUCAUUUUUCUAGACAAAGCGCCCAGAAAGAAUUGCUCCAGUGCGGGAUGUUGGAAUGGGCGAUCGCUCAUUUCGAGCAAAAAUUGAACAACUAUGCUCUGGAAUACCUAUCCGCCCUUUUCAUCAACCUUUCGACGAAUGUAACUAGAAAACAAUUUACGCUGAUUAUUUUGUAAUUCCAGCACCUCAGCCAUCCGAUGAUCAUGAGAUACGCGGAUUCGAUCGCCGCCGCCGUCAUCAGCGUUUUGAAUCGGGGAAGUCAUGGGGUCGGUUUUUACAGGUCAAAAAGGCUAUUAGACAACUUUUACGGAUUCACGGAAUCUACGGAAACCGUCUCGAAAUUUUUAGAGGUUCUAAAAUGGCGUAAAUGUGUUCGUAGAGUUUCUGUGCUUCUCCAUAACUGAAGUUAUCAAAUUCUUCAGCUUCACCCAAUAUAUUCAUUAAAUUCUUCUUUGAAAAAUAAUGAAAAAAAAUGUUUAGGACUUUUUGACAGAUUUACGCGAAGCCUCCAAAAUUUUUCAGAAGAAAAGACACUUUUCCCCACAUUUUUUCAAAGUUUGAACCGUUUCUGAUUCACUUGCGAAAACGCUGAAAGAUUUUCAAUUUUUGGACUAGUUCAAAAAUUCUGAACAAAAACUUUCUCUUUGAGCCAAUUUUUGAAGUCUGGAAUGGCUGUGCGUUAAAAUACUUUCAUGGUCAGUAUGGUCUGUGUGCCACGACUUGAAAUUUCACGGAACGGCAUUCCGCUGUUCCGCUGCGUGCGUUCGCGAAGCGUCUUUCGAAUCUAGGUCACGCUUUCAAUUGAUUGUUAUUGCUGUGGAAGCAAAUGAAAGCAGAGUAUCUUAAUAAAAGAAAGAAAAAAUUAAAAGCGCGACCAAGGUUCGCAAAGGCGCACAGCGGAAUGUCGUUCCGUGAAAUUUCAAGUCGUGGCACACAGACUAUACUGUACAUUCCUUUUAAGGCUCAUGAAGGUAGUGUUGGCAACAUUAAACAUUUUUAACUCUAGAAGUUGAUACUGGCGUUGACUUAGGAAGAUUUGGGAGAAGGUAUUGGCUUGUUUUGAAAGAAUCUUCCCAUGUAUCUGCUGAACUGGUCCUAAAUGUUAAAUGAAACUCUUCAGGCGGCUUGUUCGAUCAACAACACGUUCGUGUUGGCGAGCUUGAACUGUAGUCGAGUCAGGCUGCGGGCCAGGGAAACCCGGCUCUACGAGGCCCUGAAGUACCGGACUGAAGGCCGACGGAGUUGUCCGCUUUGCAAUCUUCAUGUACCUUAUCUCCUGGCUGUCAUCACUAACGGUACGCUCAAUUUAUCAAGUAAUUGGGUUUGACUUCAAAAAACACAGGGAGAAUUCGUGAAAAGUUGAAAAAAGCAUCAUUCAUUUUUCUCGGCUUGAAGCGCGGCAUUUUCAGCUCAAGAGCGAAGGUUUUUUGGCGCCAUUCAGGAAAUCUAGAGGGGUCCCUAUAGGGGCUAGGGGUGAAAACAGCUUUUCAUUCAAAAAAAAACGUUUAUUCAUUUAGUUUUUUGCAUGGAAAUGCUGCUUCACAUAUAUCGUAAAAAUUAUCGACUAACAUGUCCCCUAUAGUGGCCACUAACUAAAACCCCUAUAGGGGCUACUCUUGCAAGCUUGAAAGGCUCUAUAGGGGUUGGUAAAGUGGUCUCUUGAGGGGACCCUCCAAGGGCUUUAGGGUUGUCACUAUAGAGACCACUCUGCAGAUCCUAAGCAAUUUGAAAAUUUUUCGCGCUUUGCUCUGAUUUCUAUGAUGAAGAGAUAUUCAGCAUCAAACUAUCAGGGAAUUUGCUAAGGAAUUUUAUAUUUUAUAAAUAAAGAUAAUCUUCUGACUUGGCGCUGAAACGCAUCGCAACCGCUUCGCACAGGAACUGCCGUUCUAAACCGAGAAGAAUAAAUUCUGAUGCGUUGAGGGAUGAAGAACUUUCUUAACUUACCGUACCUUGGGCUCUCAUACGGUAGCAUUUGGAAUGAAAGACUGUAUACUGUGUGGUCUCACCGACUGCUGAUUUGAUGCAACCGACUUUGCCUUGUUUUCGCUUUGAUUGAAAGCUUCUUCUUCUAUCAUUUCACUUCUGGGCGGUUUUUGCACUGAACUCAGACUUUUUUUCUUUGCCAGACCUGAUACGGUUUUCGUUUUUGAUCCAUACAGCUAGUUCUGUCAAGCUUACCAGCAAUUUUUCGGGAAAAGGCAGCAAAAACACCAGUUUCGUAAAGAAAAGAACGUGUUGCAGAUAAAAUUUGUCAUUUGGUGGCGGUUUUUAAAGCUAUUUUUGUAUAGAAAACUUGCUCACGGGUCAUUUUUUAAAAAUCAAAACAGAAUUUCAUUCUGCAGAUGAAUGACUCAUAUUCAAACAGGGGUUAUAUUUUCCUAGCUUUUUGUUUAAAGCAAUAUUUUUUUUCUAAUUAAUUCCCUACCUGCUCUAAAAUGAACAGUGCUUCUGAUUUUUUGAUUAAAGUUCGCCAGAAGUUCUUCGGACUUUAAAUAUGAACCUCAGUAGUUAACCUACUCUACUUUAAUUUGAAAAUUUCUAGAAAGUUUGAAUCAAAAAUUUACGUUCAAAGCCCUUUCCCGCAAAAAAAAAAGAUUCAAAAAGGAAGAUUCUGAUUUUUUGUUUUUCACCCGGAGUUGAUUAUUUUCAAGCUUCUAGAUCACUUCAAAUUGAAAAACGUUGCUCAAAAACCUAUGCAACAAAAAACAAUCCAAAGACAAAUGUUUCCAUUUUCGGUUCCUCAAUUGAACUUGAUUAGUUUCCAGAUUCUUGGAAAAAUCAAAAAAAAAAUUUUGAUCAAAACCCCGUCCUGCAAAGAACGAUUCAAAGAUAACAAUUCGCAUUGUCGGUUCCUUAACCGGACUUAACCAGUUUCGAAAUGGACAAGGCUUUCACCACAUCUGCUGACCUCAUUCCUCCUAGCGUCGACCGAAAAUCGAAAUCGACAAGAGAAAGGAAAAAAAAAUGGGAGAAAAGCGAAAGCGACGAACGGUUUUUCAAGCGGCCCCAUCGACGUUAAUUGCAGAGCCCCCUGCGGUCAUUCCGUCUUUUUUCUGGCCGGACCCCGAAGGAGAAGAAUUUUGACCCCGAUUCCCACCGCCAUAUGGCUUUUUUUUUAAUGAAGUUGACCAGCGAAACAAGAAGUUUGAAUUCAAGUUUUGAGCUUUUGAAAUGGCUUCAAAGUGAUGAAAAUUUUUUUUUUUAAGGGAUUCGUCCAGAAAAAGGCGUAGAUUUUUUAAAAAGAAAUAUGUAGAGCUUUCCCUCAAAUUUUCAAACAUGUACGAUCGCUAGAAAUGGAUAGCUGCUAUUUUUUGAGAAAAAUUGAAUAUUUUACAGCGAAAGAUCAACGUACAAAAAUUGUGUGAUUUAUUUUUUUACCGAGAAAGUUUAUUGGCCAAUCUUACAAAAACUACAUAUUGAUAAUAAGCUUUACGGAAAGAGAAAUUUUUGGCAGGAAAAACUCGAAAAAAAAAUUGUUUACGAAAACUGUAUAUGGAAUAACUUUUGAAAAAAAAAAAGAAAUCGUUUUUUGCCUUUCAAAACGCGUGUGAUCGCGUUGUGAAUUUUUUUUAAUCAAAAAUUUCAUAAAUGAUUUGAAUCUUUUUGAUUCCGAAAGUCAUGUUUUUCACUUUUCUUUUGAUUUUGCUUUAAAAUUCUCAAUUCCUGCGGCCGAAGUUAUGGCGCCCGCUCACGAUGUGCUGCAGGAUCCCAUGUGGUCUAGUGGUUAGGAUUCGUGGUUUUCACCCACGCGGCCCGGGUUCGAUUCCCGGCAUGGGAAGAAACUUUUUUUGCUUUUUUUAUAUUUAGCAUCAUUUGCAUUCAAAAAAAUAUUAUUAGAAAGUUUUUUUAUAGCGUUUUAAAUUGAUAUUCAAACUUUUUCAUGAAUAAUAAUAGUGUGGCAUGCUUUUUUACGCUUUUCUUAAAGUUUAUUUUUUUUUAUGAAGAAGAUUUUUCUAGUUUGACGAAAAGAUCUCAAAAUUACACGUCCAAAGGGGUCUUUGACCGGAGUUUUUUUUUUCGGCAAUUUUCUGUCGUUGGCUAGCCGUUUUUUGUUUGAUUUUCAAGUUUGAGGAACGUGUUCAAGCCGUAGAUCCUCGAAUCUUUACGCUCUCCAAAAGAAGAAAAAAAAAGAAAAGGCCGAUCUGUGGACUGUGAACAAAGGAAUUUCGGACCUCUAGCGAAUUCUUUGGGAAGCCAGAAGUUUUUUUUUUCGCAAAAGCGGCCUUCAUAUCUGAUGUUGUCCACCAUCUGAAUGAUGAAAUUGAUUUUUAGAGUGGACUAUAAAAAGUAUUAGAUAGACUAACAAGGUUCGAAGAAACUCUUUUAACGUAUUUUUUGUGUUUUUUUCUUAUUUCAAUUUAAUUUUUUUUACUUAUCUUGGAAGUUUUAUAAGGUACAUUCACAGUAUUUUACCGAAAAUCAUAAGCUUCUACUUUUCAGUAAUAGUAAAAAAAAAAGAUGAUUUUGUUAGAAUUGUGAGGAAAAGUUGCUUUUAAGCUUGUUUUUUUUUUCGACUUUUUUCAUCAUUUCCUUUUCUGUAGAGCGUUUCCUACUUGUAUAGUUGUUUUAGUAACACUUUAAGUAGACCUUCUGCGAUUUUUAUCUAGAAAUUCCAAUUUUCUACUCCCCAUGGAAAAUCAGAACAUCUUCUGUAAGCGUUUGAGUCGAAUCCCAAGCCAGAUAUUUAUUUUCAUUCUCUGCAGAACAGCCCAGCAACCUUUGCCCUGGUCGGAAAGGAAGAAGAAAAAAAAAUCGAAAGCCUUUGACCCCGCUGACCAAUCCAGCGUCCGACUCUCAUCUUCAAACAAAUCGUCGACCCCUCGGCGAAACCAUUUCGGAAAGCGUUUGAGGAGAAAAAAAAAGAGAAAGCAUCGGCGACGUUUUUUCUCCCGUCCGAUGCUCUCGGCGCCGGUCACUCGACGGACGCUGGCGCCCGUGCAGGUGUUGGAAGGAGACGACGCGGCGACGCUGGCGCCAGGCACCCGCGACUCGAGAGAAAGAGCGCGGCAUUGUGGGAGGCGGCAGACACUGGCCGUCGCCGCCGUGUGCUGGCCUGCGACUCACGCGAAGCCGGCGACUCGACUCCACUGGGUGCUGGCCCUCCGCUGCAGGACCACUUGCACUUUUUCCCAUUCCUCCACGCGAAAUGGACCGUCGACGAGUUUUGGGAAGGUUUUGGUUGGAAAAGGACAAAAGAGCAACUACAGGAUGACUCAUUCUAAGAUUUAAAAAUGAAAGUCAGCUGAUGGCACAUAUUUGACAAGAAGGAGUGGGAAAAAGCUUUCAUGGUUUUGAAUUUUUAUCGAAUUCCUCUAUGCUGGGAGUUUUCAAAUUGUUCAAAUCAUGACCAUUCCUUCACACGAAAUACACCGUAGAAAAUGUCUUGUGAGGUUAUUUGGUUAAAAAAAAGGUCAACAGAGCAAUCACAGGAUGACUCAUGGUAGCCCUCAAAUACCCUGAAGGCACCUCAGUGUUGAAAAAAGAAAAGAAAAAAAACUUUAAAAUUCAAAACUUUAAAUAUUGAUUGAUCAUUUGAUCUUGAUGGUCUUUUGAGUUGAAUUGGUUUUAAAAAUAAAUUUUAAACGCGACAAAUAUUUUAGUUUUUCACUCUUGGUCCAUUUCUUGUGAAUUACAUCGUAGUAAAGUUUUUGGGGAGAUUUGAAUAUUGAGAGCCAAAAGAGCAACUAAAGAAGGACUGCAGUAAAAAAAGCAGUAAAAAAUAGAGGCCGCUAGGAGGAACGUAUUCGAAAAAAGGAAUGUGAAAAUCGGGUUUUUCUUGAAUCUAAAGCUUGGAGUUUUAUGAUUUUUUAAAGAAGGACCAUUCUUUCACGCGAAUUACACCGUAUGCGAUUUUUUAAAACGAUAAUCACCGACAAAAAACGACCUCAGGAUGACUCAGAGCGUUUUUGACAAGAUUUUCAACGACCUGUUGAAGAAGUAUUUUUGAAAAGUAAAUCCAAACCUUUGGCGACUUUGCAAGAAGCUUUUGAUCAAAAAAGUUUAAAUAAAAGCAUUUUUGAAAAUAUUUUUUAAUUAGAGACAAAAUUUUUAUUUUCUAAUCCAAGAACUAUAGGCGCUUACAGAGACUUGAGACAGUCUGUCCUGCCUGCGCUCUCUCUUCUCUUACCGGCGGAAUCUUGGAAGCAUGAGCUUUGCCGUGGGAGAAGAGGGAGCAGAGAAGUCAGACUGUUUCAAGCUGUUGAAUGAAGUAGGCAUCUCACGAAGUUCAACUUUAAAACUUUCCGAGUUGGCCCCGAAAUUCCAAAAGAGAGCCUCUUUUUCAAAAAUUCUUCACUCAGCAAUCUUGAAUGCGAGCCUGUACUGACCCAAUUUUACUUUCCAAACUUGCUCACUCAGCCGUUUCGAAAAUCAAUAGGAGGGAAUUUCGUACAAAAGGCAAACUGAUAAAGGGAAACUGAACGAUGUGGCGUCUGAAGGCGGCGACGGAUGGCGCCACCGCGACGGCGGCCACGGCCUCACAAGCGCCGCCCUCGGCGUCGUCGUCCUUGGUACUGUCGGGCCCUUGCCAGACUCGAUAAGCACCUUGGUAUUUUGUCCGAGUUCACAAUCGCUGAAGCUUCUUUUUCUACAUUUCUGUGUUUCGAGCUUGGAAGAUCAUUUUGGUUAGGUCAAGAUCGACCUUCAAGAUAAUAUCGAUUGGGAAUAGGUUUUCCAACUUUUCUAACCUUCUUUUUUCAUAUUUUACAAUCACUGAAGCUUUGAGUUCUAUUUUUAUGGCGGCUUUCCGAAAUUUGAGCUUAAUUGAUUUUUGGACUUGAAAGUUUAUUUUUUUUUUAGGUCUGGAUUGACCUUUAAGAUCAAAUGAGGCAGAGUUUUUCAAUUUUCUCAAUCUCUGAAGCUUAACUUUCUAUAUCUUGGUCUACCUAGAUAGGUUGAGCUUGAAGCUUUAAAGUUGAAUUUGGACAGGUUUGGGUAGACUUUUAAAAUAAUACUGAUGAGCAGUAAGUUUUCCAGUUUUUCCGACCCCUGAAGCUUCAUUUUCCAUGUUUCUGUCGGCUUUCUGUGUUUCGAGAUUGAUGGAUCGAGUUUCGAUCUCCAGAGUGAAUCUCACUUGGGUCCGUUGUCUGAAGCAGUGA
Caenorhabditis auriculariae is the source of this 10416-nucleotide messenger RNA. Lineage: Eukaryota; Metazoa; Nematoda; Chromadorea; Rhabditida; Rhabditidae. The record is from the annotation of a GenBank genome assembly.